Hibiscus syriacus is the source of this 1055-nucleotide messenger RNA. RefSeq lists its product as uncharacterized. The transcript has a single exon. Lineage: Eukaryota; Viridiplantae; Streptophyta; Magnoliopsida; Malvales; Malvaceae. The record is from RefSeq and is a predicted model, not a curated record. The coding region runs from base 1 to 1029 and encodes 342 amino acids.
AUGGUGAAAGGUACCCCACUUUUAAAAGCAACCAACAAACACCCUUUUCGGUUUACAGUUCCCACUUUUCAUGAAAUAAGAGAAUCUCCAUCAUCCCAUUUUCCUCACCAAUAUCUACUCUCUUUGUCUUUCUCAGUCAAAAUUUCAUUCUCUUCCAUGCUAUCCCUUCUCAAUUUCUUCAAGUGGUUCCAAUGCAUUUGUAGGGGUUUCUUGUAUCUCAUCGCUGUCAUAGGAGAUGAAAGGCGUGAAGGGAAGAUUUCUAAAGAAACCCAAAUUCAUACUAUAUGCUCUUCGAAACAGGACUCAGUCCUUCAGCUUAACCAAUCAGUUUACAAGGAAAAAGACUGCAAAAGCAACAAAAUCAAUGCCCCGGAAUCAGUAGUCAAUUUUAAAGAUCAACGGGAUGAAGAAACCGAGUUGGAAUUCGAUGUCGGAGAUCAAGGCAUAGUGCCUAGAGAGGAUGAUUCUCGGCUUCCAAUCUCUUCAAAGACCAUUAUCAAUGAUGAGCAUAGCACACAAGAAGUGAAAGAGGACAAUGAAGAACAUCCAGUGUUAUCAGAUUUUGAAGAGAAAUGUCCACCAGGAGGAGAAGAUUCAGUGGUUUUCUACACAACAAGUCUAAGGGGAAUCAGAAAAACAUUCGAAGAUUGCAGCAGUAUAAGGUUUCUUUUAGACAGUUUCAAGAUAUUGGUCCAGGAGAGAGAUGUUUCAAUGGACAUGAGAUUCAGGGAAGAACUUUGGAGGAUAUCAGGUGGCAGAGUUGUCCCUCCAAAGCUGUUCAUCAAGGGAAGAGACAUUGGAGGAGCCGACGAAGUUUUUCGACUUCACGAACAAGGAAACCUGAAGAAGCUCCUGGAAGGGAUACCUUCAAAUUGCAUGUGUACUAAUUGUGCCAACAUCGGGUUCCUGGUCUGCUCAAAUUGCAAUGGAAGCUGCAAGGUUUUUGCAGAAAAAGAAGGUGAUGAAUUGUGCAUGAAAUGCCCUGAUUGUAAUGAGAAUGGAUUGGUUAAAUGCCCUGUGUGCUGCUGAAAUGUCUACUUACUAUAAUUUUAUCU